Molecule: messenger RNA, 1630 nt
Organism: Macroventuria anomochaeta
Lineage: Eukaryota; Fungi; Ascomycota; Dothideomycetes; Pleosporales; Didymellaceae
Exons: 1
Coding region: 1-1560 (519 amino acids)
Source: RefSeq, a predicted model, not a curated record
AUGUCUGGUAGUGCCUUUCCGCAUCGAAGGCAAGAGGAGGUUCAUCUGUUCAGUGUAAUGAAACAGCCAGAGAAAUCGCUACCGAUAGAUGAAAACUGGACAUCAUGCGAGGAGGUUCUGCCACACACUCUUUUCUCACGCCAUAAUCAGCAUAUCAAUCGCGACACCGCUUCUGAUAACCGCAACUCCACGUCUAGUGCGGCCGAGCCUCGCAAAGGACCAAGCAUCUCCGUUACGCCGCCCAAUGAUUCGCCUACGGCUCACCACGUAUCAAGCUCCUUCUACCGCAUCGGGCCCGACUCCACGGGGAAAGCAUUGGGCGAGAUCCCGCAGACCGCCGCUCGUUCGCCUGUGCAGUCCGGUUGGAUAUAUUACACAGAUCCACCACCGAGUAGAGGUCGCUCAAGGUCUCCUGCUGGCGUCUUACUAGAUCAAUAUCGCUCACUCAGUUCAAGCACUGCUAACAGGCGGUAUGGUGUGAUCGAUCUUACGAAUCUGAAAAACGCCCUCGACGACCGUCAUCCGAGCAUGCUGGUAGUUGAGACUGGAGAACAGCAUGACGAAGGAGCAAUGGACGCAGGCCACUGCAGUUGUCCUGACAGAGUGGUCAUCCAAAGGAAUCCAGAACCCGCACAACAAUAUCAGGCUGCGAGCGAUGCUCCGCCUAUAGCUUCUGACCGCGAUCAUCAUGUACCUGCGUUCCUUGAUGCAGAUAACUCGGAGGUUUUCAAACGGGAAAACCUCCAGAGUGGAGACACAACAAUCAGCAACGCCAUCACACCCAUAGGCAAGUGGCGCUGUUGUGAAUGUCAAAGAGGGCACGACAUUUACCGAUUCGACGCGACCGAGCAUCUGAUUAGUAUCCUCAACUGUUUGUGCAAGCAUCGCUCAUGCAAGAGCUGUGCUUUCCAAGGCAACGUCAAGCGAUUUGCCCCGAUAGACGAUGUCGCGGGCGUGGCAUCCGUUCCAGUCGCUCAAGGAGAUGGCAAGAACCAUCGCUUUGGAGUCGUCUGUCGCACCUGUGGCCUAUCCUGGCGUGCGGAGACAGUCAAGAAACCAAAGCGUCAUGGGUCCCUUCGUCGACGACUAUCCAUCCUGCCAAAGAAGGUCAAUCCGUUGCACAAGCUGCGCCACACGCGGUCGAUGAUCCAUCUCGGUUUGUCUCGUGAUCAUGUUCCUGAGGAGUCCCGUCCUGGAACCGCACUGUCUACAUCUCGCUCGGUCUUCAACCUAAGGUCAGCAUCAGAUCCGCAAGCGAAGGGCGCGAAGCCUGAGGAGCAGGCACAAGGCGCUGAAGUCAGGUUCUAUGGUAUCGAGUGCACCUGUGGCAGUGUCACAGAUUCGAGCUCGAUAUGCUUCCAGGUUGUCGAUGUACCUAAGGUUGGUGAUGGAAUGGUCCACAAGAAGCAGAAGAAUGUGGAAGCCACAAAGGCAGCAGAACCAAAGUCUACGCCUGGCUUGCGGGUUAAAAGUCACGGUACACCUGUGCUGCAUCUCAAGGGUGGUUCCCAUCCAAAUCCUCUCUUGAGUAACCCAGUCCAGCAGUACAGCCCGCCAUAGAGACAGUUGUCGUUGAGUAUGAAGGAGUAUUCUCCGGUCAUUUGCCCCUUGAAAUGUCCGAUGUCCAGUG